AUAUAUUAUUGUAGCCGCGCAACUCUCACAAAUUUUUCUUUUCAUUUCCCCCGAAACAUUCCUGAGUGCAAAUCCAAAAUUCCAAACUCAGAAACCGCCAUCUCUGGGAUCACAAUCACUUCCUUUUCUCUCUCUCUCUCUCUUCUUUUUCUUUUCUGUGAAGCUUUUCUAUCACAUUACAAAGACAGAGCCCACAAAUUUUGGCUCUCUCUCUCUCUCUCUCUGAUUCAGUGGAAUGUGAAUGAGAGUGAGAUGAACACUUGCCAGUUCCGGCUCUCGAACUCUUUCUUCAUCUAGUGUGCCAGCCAAGAAGGACUCUUCAUGGCUGCAAGGCGCGUGUACCAAGUUUGGAAAGGAAGUAAUAAAUUCAUAUGUGGAGGGAGGUUGGUAUUCGGGCCCGAUGCGAGGUCCCUGUUUGUCACCUUGUUGCUGAUUAUUGUUCCAGUUAUCAUCUUUUGUGUAUGUGUAGCAAGCCAUCUCCGGCAUGAAUUUUCUUCGUAUAAUUCUGGAUAUGCUAUUUUAGUGGUGGCUAUUCUCUUUACUAUUCAUGUCCUUGUGGUUCUCUUUCUCACUUCAUCAGGUGAUCCAGGCAUCGUUCCAAGGAAUCCAUAUCCACCAGAAGAAGAGUUUCGUUAUGAUUCUUCAGUUUCUGUUGAUGCUGGGGGAGCUGGACGACAAACGCCAAGUCUUCAGUUCCCUCGAACAAAAGAAGUUGUAGUCAAUGGCAUUGCUGUAAGGGUGAAAUAUUGUGAGACUUGUAUGUUGUAUCGUCCUCCUCGUUGCUCGCAUUGCUCCAUUUGCAACAACUGUGUUGAGCGUUUUGAUCACCAUUGCCCUUGGGUGGGCCAAUGCAUUGGUCUGAGGAACUAUCGUUACUUCUUCAUGUUUGUUUCUUCAGCAACUAUUCUGUGCAUCUAUGUGUUUUCCCUCUCGGCUUUGUACAUCAAGGUUCUGAUGGAUAAUUAUGACGGCACAGUUUGGAAAGCAAUGAAAGAAUCCCCUGCUUCUGUGAUACUAAUGGCUUAUUGUUUCAUCUCUUUGUGGUUUGUUGGUGGACUGACUGGUUUUCAUUUAUACCUUCUAGGCACAAAUCAGACUACCUAUGAAAAUUUCCGGUACAGAGCUGACGGAAGGAUCAAUGUUUUUAACCGGGGCUGCUUAAAUAAUUUUCUGGAAAUGUUUUGCACAAAAGUAAAGCCCUCAAGGAACAAUUUCAGGGCAUUUGCUCGAGAGGAGGUACCACCGAGACCGCGGGCUCCGAUCAUUCCCCGGGAUCGUGAUGACUUGGGCGGAGAUCGCCGCCCUAAGGUUGAAGCCGAUCUUGAUAUUGGUGAAGACCUAUUGAAGAUAUCACAGCGCAGGAACAUUGAAGAACUUGACGAGGACAUUCAGGGCAGAGGGAGCAAUGGACCACCCGGCAAUACAUCUGAACCUGACUCAAUUAUGUCCUCAGAUCAUCGAGCUCCCACAAUUCGAUCCGAUGCUAGGCACUUGAGUUGGGAAAGGAGUGGAAACUGGGAAAUUGCACAAGAUGUCCUUGCCAAUUCAAAUGUCACAGAAAGCAGAAACUAUGUGACUUCAAAGGAAAUGCGCCAAUGAGGGGUGUGGUUUUGUCUCUUACGAUAUUUUAAUGGCUUCAACCAUAUAUGAUGUGGGAUUAUUUGGAUACUAAAGAUGGAAUAGGAUAUGGGAGCUGAAUUGGUUUGAACUUUUGGUAUAAAAACUUAGCCUACUUUUUUGUGGUAGCCCUAGUUCUUUGGGAAGGCAUAGAAACGUUUGCUUGUAAUUUGUUUGAGAGACAGUGUCCUGUUUUUUCUUCUUUUUUUUCCCUCUUAUUUUUUAACAGUCCCAUAUAUGGAUCUCAUCUUUAUUUGGCUUUAUUCUUUAUGUAAAUAACCAAUUAUGAUACU
Messenger RNA from Glycine soja, 1910 nucleotides. Its product is annotated as protein S-acyltransferase 8-like. Gene Ontology annotation, cellular component: endoplasmic reticulum; Golgi apparatus. Gene Ontology annotation, molecular function: protein-cysteine S-palmitoyltransferase activity. The transcript is spliced from 5 exons. Gene Ontology annotation, biological process: peptidyl-L-cysteine S-palmitoylation; protein targeting to membrane. The record is from RefSeq and is a predicted model, not a curated record. Bases 322 to 1599 code for a protein of 425 amino acids. NCBI's taxonomy places the organism in Eukaryota, Viridiplantae, Streptophyta, Magnoliopsida, Fabales, Fabaceae.